Molecule: messenger RNA, 489 nt
Organism: Drosophila sulfurigaster albostrigata
Lineage: Eukaryota; Metazoa; Arthropoda; Insecta; Diptera; Drosophilidae
Product: 17-beta-hydroxysteroid dehydrogenase 13-like
Exons: 4
Coding region: 1-489 (162 amino acids)
Cellular component (GO): lipid droplet
Molecular function (GO): oxidoreductase activity, acting on the CH-OH group of donors, NAD or NADP as acceptor
Source: RefSeq, a predicted model, not a curated record
AUGUAUCGGCAUUCGACAUUGGAACUUGCCAAACGCGGUUGUCAUAUAGCCGUGGUGGAUGUUAACAUAGAAGGCGCUGAAGAUACUGUUAGACAAAUUCACGAAAUAUCCAAAGUAAAAGCUAAAGCCUAUAAGGUAAAUGUUACGAGUUUUGCUGAAAUUACUGAUAUUAAGACAAAUGUUGAGCAAGAUCUUGGUUCGGUCACUAUUCUCAUCAACAGUGCGGGUAAUCUGUUGCACAGUAAACCUUUGGAUCCCGCUCCAGAAGAUGUGCAAAGGAUGAUCGACGUCAAUUUGACAUCAUACUUUUGGGUGACUUUUUUGUUUGUACAAGUGACCGGGGCUGCUCAUGGACAAGGUCGGGCUAUAGCAUUGGAACUGGCCGGACUCGGAUGCCAUGUAGCCGUAGUAGAUAUUGACAUAAAUGGCGCCAAGGAAACCGUAGAAAAAAAUUCACCAGAUUUCCAGAGUAAAAGCAAAAGCUUAUAA